Mollisia scopiformis is the source of this 821-nucleotide messenger RNA. RefSeq lists its product as uncharacterized. Lineage: Eukaryota; Fungi; Ascomycota; Leotiomycetes; Helotiales; Mollisiaceae. The record is from RefSeq and is a predicted model, not a curated record. The transcript has a single exon. The coding region runs from base 157 to 654 and encodes 165 amino acids.
UUGUCGUAAAAAUUUCUCACUCAGAGUGGAGUGUUGGAUGCAAAGGAAGUUUCGUUGCAGAGUGAGAUGUGGCUGAAGCCCCACAGGGAACAGUAAGCAGCUGUCACGUGAAGCAAAACGGGAAACUCGACGCGAAGGUCUGGACUCGGGCCUCGGAUGCAGGAAAUCGCCUGUGAAAUGGAAUGUAUAAGUACUGAUCUCCUUGAGGUUUGUAAUGCUGAACACGCCGACUCUCGAGGGACUACCUCGACACCUUGCCUCAGAUCCCAAGAUAAGCUUAUCACUGAGCUUUCAACACCCUCGCACCUUCUGCUUCACCUCACCGGCAAUCAAAGGUGCCGUAACGGUACAUUGAAUCGGCGCCUUGUUGGUGAUUGUACGGCGCAGGAUCUCAAUUCUCACACCCUUCAGCCACUCGGCCGAGGUCAUCACACGAGCCAGAGAGGCACUGUUGUUUUGCAUUGUCCUCAUUGUGUAUGGCUACUUAGGCUAUCAAGUCUGUGCAGAGACAAAGAUGACGACGAAGAAGAACCAGUCGAAAGAGGCUCGAAUGCCCCGAAAUUCCCUUAUAAUCCGCCGCCAGAAGUGCAGCAAAUCCAUUUCAUGGAUGGCACACAUUCAUCAUCUCGUUUGCAUGCUUUCAUGCUGAGUUGACGAUCACUUCCCAGGUAUUCCCUUUCCGUCCGUGUAUACCGACAGUCGUUGUUCGAAGAUACGCGAGUCAGCGUUCAUAUAGGUAUGCCUCGAUGUGAAGAAAUGCCUCGAUGCUUUACUACUUUACUAUCGAGAUGUUAGUAUUGAUGGCCCAGGAUAACGGGGGC